UAGAAUCCGCAUAGCGAACAUCGUAUGGGUUCGUCGUCGUCUUUCGACGUCUUUCGAAUUCUACGGAGAAAAGCUUAGUUCAUAGUCCACUUGGGUAAUAUGAGGAUAGCUGACUGCAUCAUUCUUGCCAUUUUCUGUGUUGCAAAGGUUCCCAAAGCACUGUCAUCAGUGCCACCAUGCCGAAUGCUGCGCAGAAAUGAUUGCAUCCCAAACAUGUCGCUGAACACCAGCGAAAGAAUUGUCGCUAAGGAAGUCCCCACUCAAAGGGAGGAUUCCUGCAUGACGGAAUGUUACCACGAGGCUCUGUGUAUGUCAUACAACGAAGGCCCGGUAUCAGAUGACGGACUGACAUUACCAUGCGAGCUGAACGCUGUUGAUCACGUGGUUGAAGACAAGUUGGUUCCCAGAGCUGGCUACAGAUACUGCAGCUUUAUGAACCCGUGUAUAUCCAACCCAUGCCAAGAGGGCUAUAACUGUAAGCCUGACUUCAACAAAGACGACACAUACUCGUGCAUUAAAGGUUGCGGCUUCACGGCGGUCGGACUCCAUGAUAGUCACAUCAUCCCGGACUCCAGUUUCACGGCGUCGUCUUUUUCCAACGAUAAGCGGCUCGCCCACUUUGCUCGCUUGAAUGGUCAACAUUACUGGGUACCCUCUAGUGCGUCGAAUGCUCACGGCGCAUGGCUCCAAGUAGAUUUGCUGUCGAAGUACACGAUCUGUGCGGUGGCAACACAAGGGGGGACUGAUCCGACCUAUGAUACUUGGAUCACACAAUACAAGCUGUCUCUCUCAACAGAUGGGGCUGGCUGGGAAAUCUACCAGGAAAAUGGCGCAGACAAGGUUUUUCCUGGAAACAAAGACAAGCCCACCGUGGUAAAGAACUUUCUAUCAAACAAGCCAAGUGCUCAAUAUGUGAGGUUCUUGCCAAUUGCUUGGGCCGACUACGCUGGAGGCCGUGUUGAAGUUUACGGAACCCGUUAGUAAUUAGUGUCCAGCUCGCUUAUAGAACCCCAGUGCAGACAAGAACACCAUGUUGCAUGCUUGGAACAUUAUUUGUCACCUGAUAAAUAUAGCACUAGGAAUAAGAAAAGGUACGGAUGCCUUGUCCGGACUUCUUUUGAGCUUACUUAUCUGAUGAAUUAUUUGCUCUGUUAUAUAUUUGCACGUGAUUACCAAGACACAAUAAUAAGUAUACUCGAGUCGAUGUUUAUUGAGCUUUCUCGGGUAGGGAAAAGGAGUUCAACCCUACCUAAACUAGCUGCACGGUGGAUUAACGAAAUAGGGCAUAACGGCUUGCCCAAAAUGGGUAUGCAAUGCAUGAUGGCCUUACUAAUCUAGAUGCGCAAAGCAUGUCGGCCUUACCAAGCUAGGAGCGCAAUGCAUGACGGCCUUCCCAAGCUAGGUGCGCAAUGCAUGACGGCCUUACCAAGCUAGGUGCGCAAUGCAUGUCGGCCUUACCAAGCUAGGUGCGCAAUGCAUGUCGGCCUUCAGAGCCACUGCAAUCAACUGCUUUAUAGUUACAAUGUUAGACAUAUUUAUGAUGCACACUGGCAAUAUAAUGACAUAACAAGAUAGGCGCACGCAUUCUUAUGUCCUUAUUUUCAAGUGUGAAGGGUGCGACUUAUGGCAAUAACGUCGGCAUAAUAACGUGGAGAUAACGACAUAAAAGAAAAAACAUGUUUUUUCCCUUAUGCCA
Messenger RNA from Nematostella vectensis (starlet sea anemone), 1696 nucleotides. Its product is annotated as lactadherin. The transcript has 5 exons. NCBI's taxonomy places the organism in Eukaryota, Metazoa, Cnidaria, Anthozoa, Actiniaria, Edwardsiidae. The record is from RefSeq and is a predicted model, not a curated record. The coding region runs from base 100 to 981 and encodes 293 amino acids.